AUGACCACGGAAAUUCAGAACGUUGUGGUAGUUGGGGGAGGGGCUGCUGGAACGAUGAUAUGUCGGAAAUUGUCAACGAAGCUCGACCCCCGGCGGCACAAGCUCAUCCUCGUCACCGCACGACCUUACUACACCCACCUCCCGCCAUGCAUUCGGAUGGUCGUCACUCCGCAAGGCGCUCUCGAGAACCAAGUCCACAUUCCCUAUGACACCCUCUUCACGGGAAAGAGAUCCAUCGGACGGGUCGUCAUCGCCAAGGUCGUCGGAGUCGACGAAAAUGACGACAAGAAAGGCGGCAAAGUACGCCUGGACAGCGGGGAGACUAUCGACUUUGCGGUCUUGGUCGUAGCAACGGGGUGUACUUGGGAAGGGCCGCUGAAUUUCCCGGAUGGAAGAGAAGAACUCGAGAAGUGGCUGGCGGAGUGGAGGGACCGGUUUUGCAAAGCGGAGGAUGUGGUUAUUGUUGGUGGUGGUUCUGUGGGGAUAGAAUUUGCGGGGGAGAUUAGGGAUUUGUCGCCGACGAAGAGGAUAACGAUUGUCCAUGACCAGUCGCUGCUCCUAAACGAUGCGUACCCGGAUAGUUUCAGAAAGCUUGCAGCGAAGAAUAUAAGGAAGAGGGAUGUAGAGAUCAUUUUGGACGAUGCGAUUCAUGAUUUGGGGAUUUCGGACGCGAGCACGAUUCGAACAGCCAAAGGACGCUUGCUGGUUGCUGAUUUAGUGAUUCCAUGCCGCGGACCACGACCAAAUACCAGUUUCCUGGCGGGACUUGAAGAUGGACCAAUCAAUCACGCUGGAUAUGUGCAUGUUAUCCCGACAUUACAAGUUUGGAGACACCCGAGAAUCCUAGCAGCCGGAGACAUUAUCGACCGGGAUGAGCAGAAGCAGCUUCAAAAGUACCCCUAUCACGCUGACGUAGUUGUUCGGAAUGUCCUGGAUAUCCUGAAGGGUCGUCAACCGGAGGCACUAUAUAAGGGGUGCUACGAGCGUAUCGUCAUAUCGAAUGGCAAGAGAGCUGGCGUCACAUAUUACAGCUACUGGGGUCCGGAACUUCAAUUCGGCGAUUGGGUGUCGCAAGUGACCAAGUCGACAGUGUUUUCGAGGGACCAUGCAAAGCAGAAGCUUGGUUUCUGA
Molecule: messenger RNA, 1131 nt
Organism: Coprinopsis cinerea okayama7#130
Lineage: Eukaryota; Fungi; Basidiomycota; Agaricomycetes; Agaricales; Psathyrellaceae
Exons: 5
Coding region: 1-1131 (376 amino acids)
Cellular component (GO): cytoplasm
Molecular function (GO): flavin adenine dinucleotide binding; electron-transferring-flavoprotein dehydrogenase activity
Source: RefSeq, a predicted model, not a curated record